AUGGCCUCCGCAACGUCUUUCCGCCAGAUCAUCGGCGUCCCGGCCUCGACGGCCUCGCCCACCGACAGCACCCUCGUCAUCAUCGACGCCCAGAACGAGUACGCCGAGGGCAAGCUCGCCGUGUCGGACGUCGCCACCUCCCGCAAGGCCAUCGCCGGCCUCCUCCGGAAGUACCGCGAGGCCGGCGGCAGCGUGGUGCACGUCGUCCACGACACGCCCGAGGGCGCGCCCGUGUUCACACCCGGCACGCGGCUGGCCGAGGAGUUUGAGGAGCUCGCGCCGCGCGACGGGGAGAAGGUCGUGAGGAAGAAGUUCCCCGGGUCGUUCGCCGGCACCGAUCUAGAGGCGCACCUCGGGGGGCUGGGGGCGAGGGGGAAGAAGGUUGUCUUGACGGGGUACAUGGCCCACGUUUGCGUGUCGACGACCGCGAGACAGGCCGCCCAGCGCGGGUUCGAUGUUCUCGUGGCCGAGGACGCGGUCGGCGAUCGGGAUAUUCCCGGCGUCGACGCCGCGCAGCUCAUCAAGGUGGCGCUGAGCGAGAUUGGCGAUGCCUUCGGCACCAUUGUGCAGAGCAAGGACAUUGCGUAG
Molecule: messenger RNA, 588 nt
Organism: Colletotrichum graminicola M1.001
Lineage: Eukaryota; Fungi; Ascomycota; Sordariomycetes; Glomerellales; Glomerellaceae
Product: isochorismatase
Exons: 2
Coding region: 1-588 (195 amino acids)
Source: RefSeq, a predicted model, not a curated record